Molecule: messenger RNA, 1287 nt
Organism: Triticum dicoccoides
Lineage: Eukaryota; Viridiplantae; Streptophyta; Magnoliopsida; Poales; Poaceae
Product: 2'-deoxymugineic-acid 2'-dioxygenase-like
Exons: 3
Coding region: 133-1173 (346 amino acids)
Source: RefSeq, a predicted model, not a curated record
UGACGAGGAAGACCUUAAAUUUCUAUGCUUGUACCACUAUCACGGUUGGGAAGACAGCAUAUGUUUGACGUUGCUCUGGCAGCUAGGUAGCUACGCUACUAGCUAGUCUGAAAAAUCUGAUCCAUCCAGAAGAUGGGGCUGCUGUCCAACACCCCGGUGCACCACGCCGUGCCGGACGAGUACGUCCUGCCGCCGGAGAAGCGCCCCGAACCCGACGAGCUUGUCGAUCCCAUGGUCACCCUGCCUGUCAUCGACCUCGCCGCCGGCCGCCGUCGCCACCUCGUCGUCAAUGAGAUCAUCAAGGCCGGCAAAGAGUUCGGCUUCUUCCAGGUUGUGAACCAUGGCGUGGGCGACGAGGUGGUCGGGGCGUUCCGGUCCGCGGCGGCGGAGUUCUUCGCCAUGCCGGCGGAGGAGAAGCUCCCCUACUACUCCGACGACCUCACCAAACCGUUCCGCGUCGACACCAGCACCACCUACGUCCUCGACCGUAGCUGCGGCGGUCGGUACUGGCGCGACUACCUCCAGCUGCAGUGCUUCCCCGUCGACAGGUUCUCGCAGGACUGGCCGGCCGAGCCAGCCGCCUUCGUGCCCAGCCUGGCCGCGUACGCCACAGCGGUGCAGACGCUGGCCGCCACGUUGCUCGGGCUCAUCGCCGAGGGGCUCGGGCUGGAGGAGAGCUUCUUCCGCGGCGAGCUCAGCGGCGGCGGGACGCUGAUGAACGUGAACUGGUACCCGCCGUGCCCGGACCCGAGCCUGACGCUGGGCCUGCUGCCGCACUGCGACCGACCACUCCUGACCGUGCUGUCGCAGGGCGACGUCAGCGGCCUCCAGGCCAAGCACAAGGGCCGGUGGAUCGCCGUGCAGCCCGUCCCAAACGCUUUCGUCAUCAACUUCGGCCACCUGAUGGAGAUCGUGACCAACGGGUUGCUUCAGAGCGUAGAGCACCGCGCAGUGACCAACUCCAGUGCGGCGAGGUUGUCGGUGGUGACCAUCAUGUUGCCGGACAUGGACUGCCGCAUCGAGCCCGCGCCGGCGCUGGUGACCGAGGGGGAGCAGGCCAAGUUCAGGCCGUUCCUCUUCCGGGAGUUCAACGAGGCGUACGCCGCCGCCGCAGCCAACCGGGAGGACGUGCUCCAGCGCUUUAGGAUCUACCCUGCUGGUACAAUGGAGUGACCGGCCGGCUACUUGCUUUGCAUGGUUCCAGCCAUUAACGGCUCCACUAAACUUUUCUUAAUUUAUUUUUUAUCAGUUUGGAGGUGUCUUAUAAGUUGGUUCUCCUCCCUUCAA